This is a messenger RNA of Amphimedon queenslandica, 546 nucleotides long. RefSeq lists its product as uncharacterized. NCBI's taxonomy places the organism in Eukaryota, Metazoa, Porifera, Demospongiae, Haplosclerida, Niphatidae. The transcript has 3 exons. Bases 16 to 546 code for a protein of 176 amino acids. The record is from RefSeq and is a predicted model, not a curated record.
CUCGCUUUAGUCUUCAUGGAGUCCUUCCAGUAUGAUGAUGCUCUUCCACAAUAUGUUGGGAAGUUGAAAGACAUUAUUUUUAAUUGGCCGCUACUGUUCACUCUCACUAAGGACGGGAUUGUAUUGGUCUACAGUGUCUCUAUUGCUAUGAUCAUUGCUGCCAUUCAUCCACUGGAAUACUGUAGAAUGUUUAGCUAUAACACUCCAGAUGGUCCCUCUCUCCUACAAACCCUGUCCCGGUCUUCAUUUCAUAAGAUCUCAGUCUCUCCUGAUUUAAUGAAACUCUGUGUCUCCACUAAAACCCACCACAUCAUUGCCGUUGAUUUAGGGAUUUAUUUUGCCAUGUUCUCCUCACAUUAUUCUAAAAAUUUCCAUAAAAAGUUGACCAAGAGGGCCCCGCCCAGCCAGCGGCUCCAGAACCCGCCCAUCAGCCAAGAGGAGGAGCUAGAGAGAGGGAGGUACGGUGGACUGACAAGACGAGAAAAGGAGCAAAAUACGUCAGACCUUUUGUCAGCCGUUUUGUUGCUAAGCGAUGCAAUAGACUAA